Babesia sp. Xinjiang is the source of this 1221-nucleotide messenger RNA. RefSeq names its product putative dihydrolipoyllysine-residue succinyltransferase component of 2-oxoglutarate dehydrogenase complex. NCBI's taxonomy places the organism in Eukaryota, Apicomplexa, Aconoidasida, Piroplasmida, Babesiidae. Gene Ontology annotation, molecular function: acyltransferase activity. The record is from RefSeq and is a predicted model, not a curated record. The transcript is spliced from 3 exons. Bases 1 to 1221 code for a protein of 406 amino acids.
AUGGCUGGACCGUGCGGAUUUAUCGGCGCGUUGUUGCGCCGUAGCUCAAGAGGCUCGAUCAACUAUGUGAGCGCUUCAUCCUUGAUCUCGUCGCGAUGUAGCAUCAUCAACGUUCCAUUUCAAGGAAUACGAGAAUUGCAUGUUUCCUCAAAGUUACUGGAAGUGAAGACGAUGAAGCUGCCUUCUCUCGGAGACUCUAUAAGCGAAGGUACUUUGAGCGAAUGGAAGAAGAAGGUGGGCGAGCACAUAGCUGUCGACGAGCCACUGGCCAUUGUUGAGACGGACAAGGUCACCGUAGACAUCAACAGCACUAUGGAGGGUGUAAUUGUGAAACAACACUACCAAGAGGACGACACUGUCUUUGUAGACAAACCAUUCAUCGAUGUGGAAACAGGAGCUACUGCGGGUGUCGCACCAUCCGUAGAAACAGCCCCCGAGACUAAGAAUGUCAGCGCCGAGGAGGUUCCUGCUGAGGCAACCCCCGAGGUUACCCCCGAGGUUACCCCCGAGGUUGCUGCUAAGGAGGCUACACCAACCGAAACUAGGGUCCAAAUGACACGCAUGAGAAAGCGUAUUGGUGAGCGCCUGAAGGAGUCGCAGCAGACAACCGUGAUGCUGACCACUUUUAACGAGUGUGACAUGAGCGCUAUCAUGGAACUGCGCAAGAAGCUCAACGAAUCCGGAAAAAUGCCUGUCAAACUAGGUUAUGUAUCAGCUUACAUGAAAGCAUCUACCAUGGCUUUGCUGAAGAUGCCUAUUAUGAACUCUUACAUCGAGGGCGACGAAAUAGUGACCAAGCAUUUCGUUGACAUUUCGGUCGCUGUAGCUACGCCUUCGGGACUCGUAGUACCAGUUAUCCGCAACUGUGAGGGAAAGACCUGGGUCGAGUUGGAGCAGCAACUCUUAGAGGCUGCGACCAAGGGUCGUGAAGGACGAUUAUCUGUUGCUGAUAUGACGGGUGGCACCUUUACCAUUUCUAAUGGAGGUAUAUACGGUAGUGUGUUAAGUACGCCGAUCAUUAACCCACCCCAAUCAUCGAUUCUGGGUAUGCAUUCGAUUAUCAAGCGCUGCGUUGUGCGCAAUGACGAGAUGAUUAUCAGGCCGAUCAUGAAUUUGGCACUAUCGUAUGACCAUCGUCUCAUUGACGGCAGGGAGGCUGUACAAUUCCUCAUUGCGAUCAAGGAAGCCAUAGAAAAUCCGGAUACACUAUUAGAGCACUAA